GUAAUCCAUGUCUUCUUGUUUUUCUCAUUCAUUUUGAAAAAACACAGAUUAGCACCAUGGGCACUUGCAUGAGCAGAUGUGCAUCUUCUUCUCAAGAAGAAUGUGACAUUGUUCAAGACAAGCUUGUCAUUUCCCAAUCGCCUUCCCUUCCUACUCUUCCUCUCUCCAAAGACAUCUCUAACAAACAUACUGCUCCCUGUUCUCCUUCUCCUUCUUCUUCUUCUUCCUUCUUUACUACAUCCACUCCCACUACCACCACCACCACCACCACAACUAGUAGUAUAACUACUACUACAUCAUCUUCAUCUUGUUCAAUAUCGAAUGAGUUUUCGCGGGGCCGUGUGAGGGAUAGUGCAUGUUCAAGUGGAAUCGGUCUAACCAAAGAGAAAGAGAAGACUUCAAAGCCUAGAAAGCCCCUUAAAUUUCCAACCCCACCGGCAAAAGAAGAACCAUCUAAAGUGAUUGUAGCUACCCCAAAGCAGUCAAUUCCUAGACGGUGUGCCCAUUCCCAAACCCCCAAGAAAUCUCGUUCAAGUUCACCUUCUCUGCCUCGACAGAGGAGCAGUAGAAAUGAAAAUGAGCGGCGCUCCCCUGCCUCUCUCCCCAGGCGGAAUUUGGGUUCUCAGUCUCCUUGCCGUCGAUUGAAGGAAGAUACUUUAAGAAAUCAGAAUCCACGAGAGGGGAAUUGCAAGCGUGGCAUUGCUAGUAGAGGUCUUUCACCUUCUCCAUCUUCUGGUCGAAGAUUGAACAGUGGCAAUACAUGCGGGGAUCUUUCAAGGGGUCCACUAAAGGAGACUUCCAAGCGCAACGCUUUAUGUAGAGGUCAUUCUCCAUCUCCCAGCCAAAGAUUCAAUGCAGACACUCGCCGUGAUCUUUUGAGAAAUCCAUCGGAGAAGAAUCGCAGGCACAGGGAGGGAUCCACGAGCUAUGCUACUAUUCGGGCGGCAACCACAAGGAAAGAAAACGCAAGGUCCAAGAGUCCUUCAAGCUCAAGGAGUCGUGUUUAUUGCUUGAAGAAGGAAGAGAGUUACAAGCAGCACAGAAAUACUGAAUGUGAUGAAUGUAAACAAGGAGAGGUAGUCUCUAAGCUAGAAGACUCCAACUCUAUUGUUCCCAUGGAAGAAGACAGAGAUAAUCCUUUCAUCUCCUUAGAUUGCUUUAUCUUUCUUUGAAAUGUGGAGAGUUUGAAUUAUCUAAUGAUUUGUUCAUUAGUUUUUGUUUUGUAUUAUAAAAGGUGUUGGAAGUUUGUGUGUAUAUGUAUUGAGUGGUUUUGCAGA
This is a messenger RNA of Magnolia sinica, 1277 nucleotides long. RefSeq lists its product as uncharacterized. The transcript has a single exon. NCBI's taxonomy places the organism in Eukaryota, Viridiplantae, Streptophyta, Magnoliopsida, Magnoliales, Magnoliaceae. The record is from RefSeq and is a predicted model, not a curated record. The coding region runs from base 57 to 1172 and encodes 371 amino acids.